AUGAACGAUAAUCCAGCCGAGGUAAUCUUCGAUGGGCCUCCCAAGAGUCCUUCGAUUGAUUUCGCGUAAGUACUGUAAUUUUAUAACUGAAAAUUAUUUUUUAAUUUAAAUUUUUAAACAUUUUCAAAUUUUUUAUACAAGCUAGAGUAGGGUAAGAUACAGCAGGUAGUGAAGGGUUAGGUAGUGGGUAGUGAGUAGGGUAGGGAAAUGUCGGGUAUGGUAGGGUAGGUUAGGAUAAGGUAGGAGUACGUUAGAGUAAAAAGCAACACAAAAUAGUUGUUUUUUAUGCUUUUCCGGAUACACAAAAUGACAGAAAAUUAAAUUUAAAAUUGCUUUUCUUGCAAAAUUAAUGCAUAAUAAAUGUUGUUGAUUACAAAUUGGUGUUUCUUGGAGUUAAUUAAGCUUAUUAAAGGCUAAAAAUGGCACAAAUUGAUAUUUUUUUAUAUGAAAAACCUUUUUAUUGACUAAAUAUAUCAAUAAUGUUAUGUGUGAAAUGAAAACAUACCAUAGUUCGUAUAAAAAGUAAUGAGCUAUGUCUCAUAGUCAUGUAAAGUUUAAUAGCUUAUUACUUUUUAUACAAUUAUAUAAUUACUAGGGGAGUGUAAAAAAUUUUUAAACGUGUCUCAAUUUUUUAAAUCAAAUUUUUUUAAAAAUUUUUUUUAAUUUUUCAAUUUUAGUGGUUUUUCAAUACCCGAACUUCCAAGAGGCAAGGUAUUGAAGUUGGCGUUAGCUGGACCUUGGGACGAUCCAAUAUACAUGGGACUGAAUGCCAUCGAAAUAUUUUGUUCUAAUGGUGCUAGAGCUGAGGUUGAAAAUGUAAGUAUUCGAGUAUCGGUUUGGCAUUACAUACAAACAAAAAAGUCUUUGUUUGCGCGGCCUGCAGCCCUUGGCUCUACUUAAACGUUCUAGACCGGUCUUUUUCAUGCUUGCUGUAAGUUUUAAAGUGAGUCAGGCCCGUGUGAGCCAGCCAAGCUUAGCCUAGGGAUCUAGUUAAUCUUUUUUUAAGUCUAGUCUAGCUCCUUCCUUUACCCUAUAGUUUGACCUUUUAAGACUAAAAUAGUCAAAGCCCAUAACAUUAAAAUGCAUUUUAACCAUCAUUUCUUGAGGUUUCAUUCAUUUGAACUUUUUCAGUUCAAGAACAAUUUGUCAGCCUGCUUAAGCUGUAAUGCCAUGUUUUGAAUUAAUAGCGUAUUUCCUGUUGUAACAGCUUAAUGCAGUCUGAACUAAAGUAAGAGCUUAAUGACUUUGAAUAGCGUCACUUUGCUAUCAUGUCGUGAUGUUGAAAGUUACUCUAAUAUAACUGUACUCUGAUGAGUAGGUUUACAAGUCUUGUCGCAUUAUAAGCAGAGUUAACUGUAACAUAUAAUUGUUUGGCAUGGGUAAUAUAUGUUGUUUUGCAAAAGUUGUAUAUUAUAUGAGUUUGGUUAGGUUAUGUUACUGUUCUGUUAUAGUAUAGUAUAGUGACAUAUAUUGUUAUAGAUAGAAUCCGACGCCAACGAAGAAUACGGUAACUUGAAGAAUCUUUUACAUUGUGCAACAUGUGUCAGUACGGAUGCUAGGGAUAUGUGGAUGUGCAAGUACGAACGGGUACACCUGCCAGUGAACUUAUCAUUGACUUUUAAAGAGCCAACUACAAUAGCUAUGAUUAGGAUAUGGGUAAGGCGUUUAAAAUACGAUAUUUUAAUAGUAGCUACCAAUAUAUUAUGUGUAGCGUAAGAUAGGACAAGCUAGGGUAGGGUAGGGUAGGGUAAGGUAAGGUAAGGUAAGGUAAGGUAGGAUAGGGUAGGGUCAGAGCAUCUUAUAAUACAUAAUGUUAACCAAAACCUAUAGUACUGCCUACAUCAAUAUGCUUUGUAGUCACAAUAACUAUAAACCUUAACUGAUUUCAGAACUACAGUGAGAGUCGCGUGUACGCUUUGCGUGGCGUCCGUCGAAUGAAAAUGUUUUUGGACGAAGAGUGCAUUUUCAAUGGUGAAAUCAAUUGUGCUUUCGUGGACUUUGAUAGGCGACCGUUGGGUGAUGUAAGUGCUUGGUUAUUGUCGUAUUUUAAAUUUUUUAAAUGUUAUAGUAGUGCCGUGUAAAAGUAAGAACUUGUCUUUUUGUGAUUUCUGAAAUAUGCUAGAGGUUGUUUUUAAUAUUUUAUGGUCGUGCUUACAAUGUAUGCCAUAUGGCAUAGAUGUUGAUUGAAAUUAGCAUAUAGAGAGGAGAAUAUCGGGUAGAAGACGGUAUAUUAAGAUAGUCUUAAAAAUGGUUGUUUAUAGAGCAGGGGUAGUUCUUUAGGUCAAGUAUAAAGAAAUUGGGACAGGGUUGAGUAGGACAGAGUAUAAUUUUUUUGCAAGUUUUUGGUGCUCCAUGGUUAGUUUUUUAAAAAGAACGAACCUAUCUGCUCUUUUCUCACUUACUAGUUUAUGUCUACUUCUGGCAGUUUGACUACUGUUUUGAUUAAAGGUGGACAGCUAAUAAUAAACCUUCUUUAAAAAAUUGUUUUUUUAUAGAUUUCACUUUUGCUUUUUGCUAUGAAGACUUGAAUAAUUUCUGUAGCUCAUAAAAUGCAAGAUAGUAACGUAGCUUUUUUAAAAUUUGCAUAAAGCAGUAUCAACUUUAAGUGUGCAAAAAACCGUCUUUGUAGGUAUCUCCAUCUCAAAAAUUGGAGGCUUUUUUGUAGAUAUCGCGAUCUUUCAGAACGAUGUCUUCUUUGUAGGUAUCUCCAUCGCCAAGAACGGAGACUUCACUUUUGAGUUUGUGGCAGUAUAAGUAUCUAGGUUGAACCAAAAGUAGUGGGACACAUUAUAGCUGAAAAAUAAAGGAAAAGUGUCCCGCUACUUUUGGUGUAAUCCAAUACUAGGUUGUUCAAAUAAUUCCGUGCCUUCUAAUUCUGAAGAUUUGCUUUGAGUGUGGGCACAGAAUUAUUUGAACAACCUAAUAGAAGGGACGAUAUUUUUAAAUUUAACUGUUUCAAUCUAUUAAAAACUACAGAAUACAAACAAUAAUCCCGAGUACAUGCCAAAACACUUUCAGUACAAUAUAAACUUCAAAGCGUGACUUUUGGCUGAAAUAAACAGCGCCAAGCUUGACUGGUUUCUUAAUUUCGAUUGACGCAAAUGAAACUGUACUGUGUUACAGUGUUUAGUAACAUUUCACGCUUUAUUAGAUGGUGUUGCCUUUGGAUGGGCGGGGCGGACAGAUUAGUGUGACAUUAAUAUAAAGUGUGAUAUUAGUGUAAAUAUGGAAUGAUUAGAAUUUUUGCGGUAUUUGGUUACGUUGGGGACAGGCAUCAAAUAUUAAUGAGAUAUUAAUGAUGCUCACGAUUGUUAUAAUACCAUGUAUAAUGUUUUGCAAAGCUAUAGAUCUUCUAAGCUUUUAAUAUUGUAAUCAUGUUUUACAGUAUUAUGUUAGGGUAGUGUGGGGCUUGGGUUGAGUAGGUUUUGGACAGUGUAACAUUUGCUUACUUGUUAGGUGUAAAGUAAGCUAGGGUUGGUUGGAGUAUGUUAAGAGGGAAUAAAGGAGAAGGAUAGGGUAGGUUUGGGGAGCGUAGUCUAGGUCUUGGGGAGAGUAGGGUAGGAUAGGAUGGGAUAGGUUAAGGUAGGGUAGGAUACGGUAGGGUAGGGUAGGGUAGGGUAGGGUAGGGUAGGCUAGGGUAGGGUAGGGUAGGGUAGGGUAGGGUAGGGUAAGGUAGGGUAGGGGGAGAAGAAAUAGAAGGACUAUCUGGGUAAGUGGAUAGACUUUUAUUGUAUUGGUUUAAUGUAAAAACUAAAAGUACUGUUGAUUUGAAAAGUGCAUUAUCUUUUGCUGUGUAUAUACAGUGAUAGUCAAAUCUGUUUACAGUGUUAUUAUACAAAGAAGCCUUGUAUAUUACUGGUAAUUACACGACAAAACUGUACUUUUUGUUUUUCGGGACAAAAAUUGGCGGUAUAAAUACGUGUUAAUGAGUUUGUCAUCUUAUUUUAGAACAUAGUGUUAUCACAUAUUCAUACAUUGUUUUCUUUUCAGACAAUUCUAUUUACGACUAACGACGAAAUCUUGACAGCCAUUGCUCAAAACGACAUUUUCUUGAAUACGGUAGACGAAAUUCCAUCAUUGGGAAGUCAGAUGGACUUACUGAGUGUUGAGCCUAGUACAUCAGCUACUAGUAAGUGUAUUACUACUUAUUCUUAAGGUUUAAGCUUGUGUUACUGGGUUAGGUUUGGACUGAUUUAUGUGAUAUAUAGGUAAUAGCAGGGUUAAAGGCUUGGGAUUAGAAAGUAAAGUAAUAUAUGCAUUGGGUAAGGUACAGUAGGGUACAGUAGGUUAGAAGAGGUUAGGGUAAAGUAGGAAUACAGCAGGGAAGUGUCAUAGUAAGGGCAGGACAGGGUAGGGUUAUAGUAAGGGUAGGGCAGGGCAGGGCAGUUCAAGGCAAGGCAAGGCCGUAAAAUGCAGGGCAUGCAAGAUAGGACUAUAGUAGAUAGAGACAGCAAGGGCAUGGCUGGUAAGUGAAUUAGAUGAAUAAUAUAUUAAAACCAUUUUCAAUUGUAAAGCCACUUUUCUGUAACAAUGUGACAUAGAACAAACACAUUGUAAUUUUAAAAUGUCAGCUAACACUAUACCCGCUUUGUUCUUAAUCCAUUUACACAAACUUCGCAAAAUUUGAAAGGAUUAAUGAGAUUACGAGUGGAAGAUUAACUGAAGAAGAUAUUCAUUAUUUAUAAAUCUACAUUCACAUAUAAAGGUGUGAAUGUAGAGUAAUGUCAAGAGGGAAUAAAGGAUGUCAUGGGUAGAUGGGGUUACACGAAAUUUUGCUAUAGACUUGGCUUGGCUUGGCGUGCCGUGUUUUGCUUAGUUGUCAUCAAUAUAUAUACUCAUAUUUCUUGAAAUUUUAAAAUUUUAAUUUUAGUGUCACCAAUGCUAUCACCCUUAACAGACACCUCGAUUCAAAGACCCUUAACUGGAGCCACUUCAAUUCACUCUAGUUCAAGUGACAUUAACCUAGCAGUAUCAGAGAAAGCAGUUCAAAUCAACGAUGUGCCAACUUCAAUCAAAUUCAUCGAACGUGAAGAGAUUCACAGUGACGAUGAAGAGAAUCUGAGCGAACACUUUUUGGAAAACGAAAGUGGCGAGGGCUUUGUUAGGGGUAAAUGUAAGUUAUUUUACUGUAGGAUUGUCUACACUGUCCGUAUUUUACUAUGAUUUAUCAUCGUUACCUUACCUUGCUUUGACUUGGCUUGGUUUACCUUGCUUUGUCUUACCUUGCUUUGUUUUGCCUUGCUCUGCCCUACUCUGUGCUGCCUUGCCAUACCUUAUUUUGCUCUAUUUUACUCUACAAUGCUCCACUUUACUAUACAUUGCUAUAACUUUUCAACAUUUCAAUUGCAGUAUUCCAUCUGGAGCUCACCGCCAACUGGGGCUUUCCUGACGCAAUCGGCCUAACAGGAAUUCAAUUUCUGGGCAAAGACGGCGAACCUCUAGACAACCUUGACUGCACCGUAAGAUGCUCAAAUGACGAUGAAUCAGAUGACGCUAAACGGCUUCUAAACAACCGCAACCUCACCUGCCACCCUGAAGACAUGUUUCUAACAUCUUUUGAUGUCAACAAACCUGCUCCAACUUUGAGUUUCCAGUUUGCUGAAAACAUUGAAAUUAGCGGAAUCAGCAUUUGGAACUACAACGCUACACAAGAGCUGGCCUGUGCUGGAGUCAAGUGUAUGCAGAUCUAUAUGAACGGGAAACCGAUUGUGAAUACGGUGAUAUUGAGGAAGGCACCGGGUUAUGUCUUCUUUGAUUAUGUACAAGAUAUCAUGUUUGAUCGAUGUCAUUUGUUUCGACCGUUAACUAGUCGACCUAGUACUAACUCUAUCAGUGCUUGUGAGUUUUGUGGCUUUAUCGAGGGAUUGUCUUAACGUAUGGAGCAAAAACACUUUUCAUAGGGGGUAAUUUUUAACUUUUUGGUAGAUUAUAUGGGUAGGGUAAGGCAGGGUAGCGUAUGGUAUUGUAGGUAUGGUAGGUUAGAAGAGGGUAAAAGUACAUUUUUAUUGCUUUUUAGCUGAAAUUUUUAAUUUCUUAAGGCUUAAUUUGCAUAAUUUUAGUCAUUUUCCAAGUACGAUUAUUAUCAAGCUGGGGAGACGAGUUUUACAUUGGACUGAAUGGUAUUGAACUCUACAACAGACGCAACCAAAUUAUCAAGUUAAGGCCGCAAAGUAAGUUAUUAUCUACUAUAAUAUAAUACAAGUCAAAGUUUACGGGGUAAAAUAUCGCAGUAAAAAUUAAAAAAAUAUGUCAUCAAGCUUUACCGUGUUAAAAUAUGACAGUAAAAUCAUAAAAAACGUUUUCAAUCUUUACCGUAAUAAAAUACUGCAGUAAAAAUCAAAAAAUGUCUCCAACAUUUCUAAGCACGUAGACAAUUGAAAUUCCCGCGCUAAACAGUGGUUGAACUUACACUCUAGCCUCAAGUGGAGCCAUACAUGUCAUGAGUCGAGUGAAUGUAUGGUUAUUGGAAGGGCUCUCUCGAAAACGCGCGCUAUUUCUCUCUGUACGCGGGCAGGUUUUGAACCAUCGUCUUUCGUAACGUUACGCGAGAAAUUUAACGUUGUGCUAUGCAAACACGGGGUCAAGAGGGUUUUGUUUGCAAGUGAUAUGAACGGAAUGAGGCUUUGUGGUAUGAAAGGUUUAUAUAAGGACAAAUAAUUUUUGAAAAUUUAAUAGAAUUUUAAUUUUAAGUAAAAAAUGUGUUUAGAUUUUAUAUUAAAAAUAUUUUUGUUUCAGAUUUGGCCGCGUUUCCAGAAAGUGUCAAUAUUCUGCCAGCGGUCGAAAGAGACCCAAGGACCAGUGAAAAACUUAUCGAUGGAGUUAAUGACACUACUAAGUAAGUUGUACAUAAGGUUCACUAUCUUCCCCGAAAUGUAUCACUACUGGGAAAUCUAGUAUUACCUUAUCUUUACUGUAGGCUCAAUUAAUAAUACUCUAGUCAUACUAUAACCAUAUACAUACCAUGUCAUAUUUCAGACCUCAACACAUGUGGUUAACACCAGCAUUACCUAACAGUUAUGCUCGAGUUUUUGUGAUAUUCGACACGCCAACCUAUGUUUCGCGGAUUCGCAUCUUCAACUACAGGAAAACGCCGACCAGAGGUGUUAGACAUGUUGCGGUAAGUUGUUAUGGCUUUAAUAUUACUAAUAAAGUAAAGACUUGAUUUGAAUAACAUCACGUCACAAUAUUAAGUUGUUCAAGCAAUUCUGUGCUUGCAAUCCCUUCAGAUUAGAUUUGUGAGGGAGCACAUAAUUAUUUGAACAAUCUAAUCAAAACAAAAAAGGCGGUUUGCUUGUGUUUUUGUCUAUAGCAAAAGUUACUUUUCUUCAUUAUGUUACAUUACUAUGACAGUAAAAAUAUAUAUCAAUUUCAGAUCUCAGCAGACGACCUGAUCAUUUACAGCGGCGAAGUACCAUUAAGUACUAGUGCAGAUACUGGUGUACUAGACGUAUCUUUGAGAGAACUUGAAGAUUAUUAA
Messenger RNA from Bursaphelenchus okinawaensis, 7477 nucleotides. Lineage: Eukaryota; Metazoa; Nematoda; Chromadorea; Rhabditida; Aphelenchoididae. The record is from the annotation of a GenBank genome assembly.